UUGAGGCUUGGGCUUGGAAGUUGGUCGACUCGCCACUUCCCGCUGCUGGGUAACAUGGAGUUUGCGGAGCUGAUUAAGACGCCACGGGUGGACAAUGUGGUGCUGCACCGGCCUUUCUAUCCGGCCGUCGAGGGGACCCUGUGUCUGACGGGCCACCACCUGAUCCUGUCCUCCCGACAGGACAACACAGAGGAGCUGUGGCUCCUGCAUUCAAACAUCGACGCCAUCGAUAAGCGAUUUGUGGGAUCACUGGGUACUAUCAUCAUAAAAUGUAAAGAUUUUCGAAUUAUUCAAUUGGAUAUUCCUGGAAUGGAGGAAUGUUUGAAUAUAGCCAGUUCCAUUGAGGCCUUGUCUACCCUGGACUCCAUCACUCUGAUGUACCCUUUCUUUUACCGGCCCAUGUUUGAAGUGGUAGAAGAUGGCUGGCAUUCCUUCCUUCCUGAGCAAGAGUUUGAACUUUACUCUUCAGCUACCAGUGAAUGGAGGCUAAGCUAUAUCAAUAAGGAAUUUGCUGUCUGCCUCUCUUACCCACCGAUUGUCAUAGUACCCAACUCCAUUGAUGAUGAAGCUGUAAGAAAGGUAGCUACAUUUCGACAUGGAGGACGCUUCCCAGUACUAAGUUAUUAUCAUAAAAAAAAUGGAAUGGUAAUUAUGCGAAGUGGUCAGCCACUCACUGGCACAAAUGGGAGACGGUGCAAGGAAGAUGAGAAGCUGAUAAAUGCUACCCUUCGGGCAGGAAAACGGGGCUACAUCAUUGACACCCGAUCGCUAAAUGUGGCUCAGCAAGCUAGAGCCAAAGGAGGCGGCUUUGAACAAGAGGCUCAUUAUCCCCAGUGGAGGCGAAUUCAUAAGUCGAUUGAGAGGUAUCACAUUCUUCAGGAGAGCUUAAUUAAACUUGUGGAAGCUUGCAAUGACCAAACACAUAGCAUGGACCGAUGGCUUAGUAAAUUGGAGACCUCAAACUGGCUGACUCACAUCAAAGAGAUUCUGACAACUGCCUGUUUAGCAGCUCAGUGUAUCGACAGGGAAGCAGCAUCAGUAUUGAUUCAUGGAACAGAAGGAACUGAUUCCACACUUCAAGUUACUUCCCUGGCCCAGAUUAUCUUGGAACCAAGAAGCAGGACCAUCCAUGGUUUUGAGGCCCUGAUAGAAAGAGAGUGGCUACAGGUGAGAAAGGCUGGUCACCCAUUCCAACAGCGCUGUGCACAGUCAGCCUACUGUAACAGUAAGCAGAAGUGGGAGUCGCCUGUAUUUCUUCUGUUCUUGGACUGUGUGUGGCAGAUCCUUCGUCAGUUCCCUUGUUCUUUUGAAUUUAAUGAGCAUUUUCUCAUCACGCUCUUUGAGCAUGUUUAUGCCUCACAGUUUGGGACAUUUCUGGGAAACAAUGAAAGUGAAAGAUGUAAAUUGAAGUUGCAGCAGAAAACGAUGUCUCUGUGGUCCUGGGUCAAUCAACCCAGUGAACUGAGUAAAUUCACUAAUCCUCUUUUUGAAGCCAACAAUUUUGUCAUCUGGCCCUCAGUUGCUCCACAGAGUCUUCAGCUAUGGGAAGGCAUUUUCCUACGCUGGAACAGAUCCUCCAAGUAUUUGGAUGAAGCUUAUGAAGAAAUGGUUAACAUCAUUGAAUAUAACAAGGAAUUACAAGCAAAAGUAAAUAUCCUUAGGAGGCAGUUGGCAGAACUGGAAACAGGGGAUGGGAUGCAGGAGAGCCCCUAGAAGAUCCUCCCCACACACACACACACACUCUUCAGAGAGCCCUCCUGGACCUGUAUUCCACCUGUCUCUCCUUUGCCCUUCAGUUCACUUUUACACAAUAGCCUUGAACUUAGGGCUUAAGAUGUGGGAACCCUCUACUGUAAUGGAUUCCUUGAUACUUUAUUAUAUUAAUGAAACUUACUGUAAUUACUCAUGUUUCAUGUGGCCUGUUAGGCCUCUUCACUUAGGGAGAAGGAAGGAGGUGCUAGUCAUUUUAUUUUAUGUGAAAUAGGUGACUUAUUUAAUGACAUUUGUGUUAUACACCAUUUCAUAAGUUUUUAUCUCUGCGUACACUUUCCAAACAGUGCUCCAAAACAGUGAAGGAUAUGGUUACUCUUUUUAGGGAAUAUUUAUUGAUUUUAAAAAAAGGAUUAGACUUUUAACCACUCUGGGUAUAGAAAUAUUUUUCAAAACUGAAACAGUUAAUAAACCAAGGAAUUUCAUGUUUAACAUGCCAUUUCCAAUAUUAUCUUUGCCACAUGAGAUAGCCAUUCUCUUUAAAAUAGUUUUGGACCAGUGAAGCUGAAUUGAUUCUCAUUCUAGUUUGUCAAGAAAGGAAAAUCUAAAUGCUUAUUCUAGAUAAAUUACUUUUGUAGGGGUAACAGGUAUAGUCCUCUGAUAUUUACAUUAAGAAUAAUUAAAUUUAGUUUAACAGUAGACACUAAAAGUAUGUGCAAUAUGGAAUUAAGGUAGGAAUUUGUUACUGACAUGGUAUUGUUACUAUCGAGUUGGCUUUUUAGGUCUUUAACCAUAUAUAUUAAAUGUGUGUUAAAUGCUGCAUGUAAAAUUAAGCCAUCAUUUAGAAUAGAUGUUAGUUUGUUAUAAAAUCAGCUUCAAAAUAUGGUUUUCUUAAAUGAGAGAUGCACUGUCCUUGUCUGAAGUUCUGUGUGUGUUACUGUGUUUUGUUUAUUUUUAAUUAUGCUAAGAGUUUACUAAGGUUAAAAAUUCCAUGUUGGCUUAAGCCUUUUGCAAAUUUAUCUUGACACCACUGAUUUGUCUAUUAUGUAUUAGACAAAUAUAGUUUAAGGGGAGGGGGAGGUUUAUGAAUAUGAUGCAGCUCUGUGUUUUAAAUUUCAAGAACAGAUUUGAAAUGUUUCAUUAUUACAGAAACAGUAAACGCUGUAUUUAUGCUAUACUAGUUUGUUAUGCCUGCAACUCAAAAAGUUUGUGGUUCAGUAUUUUCCACGUAGGUUUCUGUUUUAUCACACUGUUCAUUUUAGCAAAUACUAUCAAUUCUACUUUUCCUUUAAAAGGAUAAUUGAAGAUUAAUUUUUAACACCAUUUCCACAUAAUCUAUAUAUAACUGUUUCAGUGUAUAAAACACCAAAACUGAACCUUGUUUUCAAGCUAUAUAUUGAGCUAAAAAUAUAAUUUUAAAAACUAACCUUUAGCAAAAUCCAUGGCCUUAGAAACUGGCAAAUACUUUCCAUCUUCAGUUGCCCAAGCAUCAUCUUUUCUGCUUCCUCAGACUUACAGCAAAAAGCUAGGUAACAUUCCAUAGUCAAAUUCUCUUUUGGUAAGUUUGUGUGCUUUCUUCUCUAAGCUCAGUUUUAUUCUCAGUUUAUUUUCCUGCCUGAGUUAUGAAUCAUAAAGCCCUCAUUAGAAAGCUAACACAAGGAGCAUAAGCAAUGAUAUAACUUUCUAUAGAGAUUUCUGUAUUAGGUGAAAUAACUAUGUUAUUUAAAAGAGGAAACACUCUAGCUUCUUUGUGGCCCCACAGAAUUGCUUGUCGCAUCUAUUUAUGCAGUUGGCCUUUUUGCUUUUCCUAUUUUGUCUCAAAGCUAGAUAUGAAGAAGCUUUUUUCUUCUCAGUUAAUGGACCCAUAAGGAAAAUCAUCUAGAGAUUUUUAAGUGGUUCUUUGGAAGUGACUCCCACUGAUUAGAUUGAUUGGCCCUAGGGCUCCCAUAGUUGGGAACUUUGAAGGGAGUUUCUGAUAGACUUGGUCAUGGAGAAACUGUUUAACAUCAGCUUAUACCUGUAUUUCUGAUGGACAUUUUAUGUGAGAGCCAGAGUAAGAUAGUAGCAUAUUUAAAUUUCUUUUUUCUUUCUCUAAGAGACAGAUCUCUUAAGCUGUUUUGACAAGUUUGCAUUUUAGUGUUAAUUUAUAGUUAGAGAAUAUCCAAACCCCAGAACUAUUUAGAAGUAGUAAAAGCAACUUUGGUAUCAAUCAGUGCACUUUCAAAAUGAUCAUUUAAUGCAAAUAUUAGGGCUUUCACAAAUGUGAGAACUCUGUCAUAAACAAGUACACUAUCAAUAUAAUUUGGAAGAGGGUUUUGGUAAUACUAUUAAGUUACCACUCCCUUGCACGAGAAUAAAUAAAAUGGAUAAACUCAUGAGAAGGUACUUGCUAAACAGUAAAUUUGGAGAAUUGUUUUUGAUAAAUGUGGCUUUAAGAACUUUACUAAAGAGAAUGGUGGCAAUAAUAGUAUGCAAGCAAAUUGCCCCAUAGGAACCAGUAAUAAUCAAGUGAGAUAAUUAAGUUCAUUUAUGUUAGACAUCAUGUUAGGCAUCUUCUGAAUUCAUUUGAUACUGAAGGCUGGUUUACAUGGGAUGCAAAAAGUAGGCCCCACAAAGAAUAUUUUUUAAAAUGUAAAGAAUUGCUACAAUCUUCUAUCAAGAUCACAAGGAUCCUUAGAUUUAAAUUGAGGGCCAAGUUCUUCCUGUUCUAAUCUUGUGUACCUCCCUCUACCUUUGCCUUUCUACUUCCUUGCCUUUCAUAUCGCAAAGUCCUAAAUCUUACAAAAAUGUUUUUCCUUUUUGCCAAGAGAAAGAAGCCUCUGUUGACUCUGAGUCCUUGGUUGCCUUUUUAAUUAAUAAAUAAGUUUUACAAAUCAGAAGAAUGUAGUUGGUUGAUUGUAUAAAAAAAUUUUAACUUCUUUUGUGGCACAACUUUUCAGUAAUUAUUUGCAUAGUCAAAAUUUGUCAUUUUCAUUUUACUAAAUGGGAAGAAAACAAGCAGAAAUUGUACAAUCUAAUAGCAAGUUUGAACAGUCUGUUAGAUUUUAAAAUUAUUUUUGGAAAAUUUUGGAAGACAAUUGACAUUCAUUUAAGACCCCAUGUGGGGGAGUUUAAAACUUGUGUUUGAUCUCUGAGGCCUGAUUAACAGAGGUGGGAUCUCACUGUUUUUCGUUUUAAGGGAUAAAAUUCAGUGGGAUUUUAGUGUUUGAUUCACUCAGUGUGUUUGGUUUAUGUUAAAUUUAAAAAAAAUUAGUAUCAUGGAAAAUAUUUGACCAAUAGUUUAGUCUCUUGAAGUGAUAAAAUAGAAAGGACAUUUUGCUGCGUUUUAAAAGUCUGCUUAAAUACGUAACUAUUGUAAUUAUCUGGUUUCGGAAAUAUUUUAAUUGUCAGUCUUAAGUAGGCCGUCAGAUUAGCUUGUUAUCAGACCUUAACCUGAGGCAGAAUUUUGGUGGUUGCCCACUGAGUCUUCCAAAUUUAAUGAAUGAGCAUUCUUUAUCAGAAAGGUAUUUCCUGGACAAAAAAUGGUUAAUAUUUAGAAUAGUUGAUCCCCUCCUGUAGAACCUUUUAAAUUUACCAGAGAAUAAAGUGAUUAGUACAUCUGAUACAGGUUUAUGCUAUACCUCAAGACAACAUAGACUAGUUAUUUCUUAUUCUUUAAUAUGGGUCAGAUCUUUUUUUUUCCCUCCAGAGCUGGUAUCCUAAGUUAUUUAUUAUGAGAUAGUGUUUUUAUGUAAUUCAUUGUCUUAACAAAAAACAUUAAAAGACUAAUUUCUCCAUUGAUAUUUAUUCUAAGAUGAUAUGAAAUGCCUAUUUUCUGUUUUCUAGUUUUUAUUUUUCUUUAAUAAAACUUCUUCUGCAUUUACUGAGUCUUUAUAAUCCAGUAUCUACAGCAUCUUCUUCCUUUGAACCAUAGCCUGGAAAAGAUCCUCUGAAACUAUAGGACUAGAUUUUUAAAAGUUUGAACUUGUUAUCUGAAUUCCCUUUUCAGAAACCUAAAGGCCUAUCUUUUGAACUGCACUGCAGAAUUACAGUUUGUGCUUAAUUUAGUGGACGAUAAUGGGACUCAUUGUAGACACUACAUUGUCCUGAAAAGUAACUCCUGAUGAAAGUUUACUGGCUUCUCAGCCAUUGUGUUCACUUAUCUGCAAGUCUUUAAGGAUUAACUAUAUUUGUCAUUUGCAAUAAAAUUGAGUUGUGCAACACUGCCUUGUGUCUGUCUGAGCAAGACAUUUGCUUCACUUUUAAAAUGCACCUAUCUUUGGAGAGGUGGAUUAUUCUACACAAAUACUCUGUGAAUUCCAUUGGUUAGAAUCCCUAUAGAUCUAUUACCAUCUACACUAAAAAUGUACUUGCGCAACUUAGUUAAAAAAGAAGAAUGUGUUUCAUCAAUAGCCGGGUAUUUGGAUUGUUCUCUUGAUAUAUUUGAAUGUGACUCUUGGAUUCAGGUGCACUAUACAAAAUUAUACAAAAUUGCACUGUAUGACAAAUGUGUCUGUAAUGUAUGCUUUGCUAAGACCUCAAGAGUGCUUAAUGUACAGGCUUCUACAUUGUGAACCUGUCUGUAUAUACCUGUCUUAGGGAAAAAUUCUGAACUUUUGUAAGUCUGAAUAUUAUUUAGAAUGUUCACUAAGUGUUAAGUUCACUUAUGUUCUAAAAUUAGAAUCAUUCACCUUGAGUUUGCUGCUUGUCAAGCUUGGUUUUACUGAAUCAAGAAACUGUCUUGUUGAAUGUGGUACUGUUAUCUUAGUGUGUGAUAUUUGUGUAUGGUGUUUUCCCUCUGCCUCAGAGGACUGUUGCACAGAUACUAGUGUUAAAUUUCUAUAGACAGUGGUAAUAAAAUUUGAAUAUAUUCAAAUGCUGAUAAAGUAAAUUUGUAGGCUGGAUUUUUUUUUUAAUUUGUGAAGGGUCGACUAUCUCAAUUACAACUGCUAUAUUUUUUUUACUUUAUAUUUUGAAAAAUUCAUAUCUGCAAACAGAAAGUUGCAAAACAGUACAUUGACUUCCCAUAUACCCUUCAUUUAGAUUGAAUGAUUGUUAACAUUUUUUCACAUUUACUUUAACUCUUUGUGUGGGUAUGUGUUUUUACUAUUAUUAUUGUGCUGAAACAUUUGAGAGUAAGCUGCAGACAUCAUAACCCUUUCCCCUACGUACCUCACAAGUGUUCCCUAAGAAUAAUAGUAUUUACUGUACUGUUACUACCCACUCACUAAUAGUAUGUGUUGAUACAGAUUAAUGAUAGAGAAGGGAAGGCUCUUUCUUAGAGUAGAAUGCCAUUCUUUCUUUGUAGAAAGAAUGAUGAAAUUAGAAAAUGACUGACAAUCAUCACAAUAAUAAUUGAUUUAUCAUCAUCAGUGGGUGCUAAAACUUGAGCAGGUAAAAGUUUGUGAAGAACAGAAUGUUUACAUAGUAUCUUGCUACAAAAUACUUAUUAAUUACAAGCAGGAAAAUAGUAACUUUACAGUGAAGGAAUCUGAUAAAUAUCACCUUACCCAAGCAGAAGUUAACCUCACUAAUAGUGGGACAUAAUAUGUGCCUUCUAAUCUAAUCCACUGAAAACAGCAUAACUUUUGUAGGAUUUUUACCAAAAACAAACAAAAAACCGAAUCUAAUUAUGAGGGAGCAUCAGACAAACUUAAAUUGAGGCACAUUUUACAAAAUAAUGUCUAUAAUCUAAAAACUACUAAAUUCAUGGAAGAAAAGGAAAGACUGAAAACCUUUUUGUAAGUUUGAAGUUAUUUCAAAAUAAAACGUAAAAGCAAAUAAUGGGUAGCAAGCAGCAUCCAUACAAAGCUAAAAAAGUAAAAGAAUCAAAAUAUUUCAGCUGAUGAAAAUUACAACCUAAUAAAUGAAGCAGAAGAAAACUAAUACAUUCCAAAAGGAACACUUUUAAACAAAACUUUCAGAUAUGAAAAAACACCUCAAAUGAUAAAUUACAAAACUCAGAACAGAAAUAGAUGUCCCCACCCCCUAAAAAAAAAGGUGAAGGUAGGAAAUUAGUUGAAUGAACUCAGGAAAGAAAUUGCUGAACAAAGAGAAAGUCAUAUUAAAGACUAAAUUACAAGAUGUCCAAAGGGGAAUAGUUCCAACUGGAAUUUAUUAAAGGGCACUGUGAUGGUUAGGGUUGUGUGUCAACUUGGCUGGGUCAUGCUCCUCCGUGGUUUGGCAGUUAUGAUGUAGUUUG
Molecule: messenger RNA, 7891 nt
Organism: Trichechus manatus latirostris (Florida manatee)
Lineage: Eukaryota; Metazoa; Chordata; Mammalia; Sirenia; Trichechidae
Gene: MTMR9
Product: myotubularin related protein 9
Exons: 11
Coding region: 55-1713 (552 amino acids)
Biological process (GO): phosphatidylinositol dephosphorylation; negative regulation of autophagy
Cellular component (GO): cytoplasm; membrane
Molecular function (GO): phosphatidylinositol-3-phosphate phosphatase activity
Source: RefSeq, a predicted model, not a curated record